GUGCAAGUUCUGCUGAUAUCGUGGGACUACGAAUGAUAUUUUUCCACACGUCUUUGGCCUACUCUUAACUCGAUAUUGAGUAUUGACAUUGCAUUAGAAUUUAAUCCCAAUAUUAACAGGACUUCAUAAGCUGUCCCAUUGAUUCACCAUAAUUAAGAAUGGGUGCAGAGGAAGAGGACAAUCUACCCACUGUGACGGGUUCAUACACAUUCCGUGGCAUGGACUAUGUGGUCAGUAUGUGGUUGGAUGAUGACCAGAACACAGUGACCACUGAGGUUGAAGACAGACUGACUACUGACCAGUGGAGGGGGACAUUUGAUGCUGCUUAUAUUGAAGACUUGACCCACAAGACUGGCAACUUCAAGCAGUUCUCAAUAUUCACCAGUAUGUUGGAGUCUGCCAUCAAGAAGUCAAGUGACUCAGUGACCCUUGACCUGUUGACCUAUUCUGACCUGGAGACACUGAGGAGCAGGAAAGCGGGUGUGACAAGAAGCAAUAUACCAGGAGCUCAGAAGGCUGCUCUGAGUGCCAAGCGGUAUCUGAUUGUUACAUAUACAGUGGAGUUUGACAGGAUACACUAUCCAUUACCCCUGCCUUACCAAGGCAAGCCAGACCCUGUAGCUCUACAAGAUACAGUCAGAGAACUCAAGAAGGAAAUAAGAAAAAUGCAGUCACAGGUGCAUUCAGAUUUCAGGAGUAACGAGCUUCAGAGACUGAAAAAAGAUUAUGAAGAUCUCCUAAAAGAGAAACAGAACCUUGACGAUGAGUUCUUACAGUACCGGCGAGAGGUCAAGAACACGUCCAAAGGAACUGCAGUUAAAGAGGUCCGCAUCUUGAAGACUGUGGUCAGAAACCUUGAGGAGGAAUUGAUGAAUGAGAGAAGGAAGUUUCAACGGUCGUCAAGUAAAAGGAAUCAAGACUAUAAGAAUCUUAUGGAGGAGGUAGAGGAGUUACGUGCCAGUGAGAGAAAUCUGAGGGUACGGGUCAAGAGUCUGAUCAACGAACUUGCCGUCAUUAAAAGCUCAUCACGACGAGUUAGUAGGUCCCCCUCUUUACCACUUCCCGUCUCCCAGCGGUCCACCUCCAGACGUUCCAUAUCCACCCAGGAGAGGGCUCGCUUGGCCAACGCCAGAGAUGCAAGUCGGGAGAGGGCUAGAAUGGUCAGCAGGGAGCGGUCAACUUCAAGAGAUCGGAGGAGGCCUCCAUCUGUCUCCUCAGUCGGGAGCCGGUCACCAUCACCUGCAGGUGCAAGAGUUCCCCGAUUUGACCCCACAGCGUACACACAGGAGAAGAAACGGAGGCAAGAUGAAGCCAAAACAAGGAGGGAGAGAAGGAGAAGUCGAACAUUAUCAUCUGGGUCACAGCCACCUCGUUCCCAGGAGAGAGGAAGACCGAGAACAAGGCCAUCACCAUCUUACCCAGCUUACUCAAGACCUCGGUCCAGGAGUAACUCAUCAGUUGGAAGUCGCGGCAGUCGAGUCUCAACGAGUGGAUUGAGUGACAUCGAUGUUCUCUCCGAUUCCUCACAGAAGAGAAAAAGAGUACUUAACAAUGUAAGAAAGCAACGCAGGACUGCGUCUACUGCCUGGGAUAACCCAACAAUACCAUACAGGAGAGCUGCACCAGCAGGCAAGCCCAAAAGGAUGAUGAGUACGCCUGAUCCACUCCAUGAUCCUGACAGAGCCCAACGAGUAACUAAUCAAGCUAAGAUCAGGCAAAAGGAUCUAUACGACUAUGGAGUAGACAGAGAUCAAUCCAUGUACAACCGCUCAUCAGAAAUGACUGAGAUUGACGCUCGUCUCAACGCACUUCAGAAGUUCAUGAGUAACAUCCCCCAGUGAUCAGCCUAUGAGUCGUAGCGCAGUUUGUAUCUUGCUAUCUGGACUGGUUUCUGCAAAAAGUUCAUCUCUCAGGUGGUUAUGUCCCAGAGAUUCGGUUUUCGAAAAAUAAAGAUUGUGAUGGUCUUACUAUAGUACACUGACACAGUGAGUGGGGUGGCGUGGCAGAGCACAGUCUACGGGGAUGAACCCAGGUUCUGUAAUUUACAGAAUGCAAGUUCGAAUCCUGGCCUGUCAGUCGCGACACUUAUGUUCUUUAGCAAGGCACUUUAUCAUAAUUGCUUCUCUUCAUCCAGAAGUACAAAUAAGCCUUUUUGGGUAUGGCGGACGUGAUACGCGCGCGUCACACGCUGCGACU
Molecule: messenger RNA, 2196 nt
Organism: Asterias rubens (European starfish)
Lineage: Eukaryota; Metazoa; Echinodermata; Asteroidea; Forcipulatida; Asteriidae
Product: coiled-coil domain-containing protein 61-like
Exons: 16
Coding region: 159-1841 (560 amino acids)
Cellular component (GO): centrosome
Source: RefSeq, a predicted model, not a curated record